AUGGAGAACCAGACAUGGAUUGGAGAUAUCUUACUCCUAGAGGGGUUAAAGGUCACCCCACAGUCUUCCAUUCCUGUCUUCAUCGUCCUUUUUUCCGUCUACAUCUUCAUCAUGCUGUCCAACAUUGGCCUGACAGUUCUGAUCUCAGUAGAGAGAAGCCUUCACCAGCCCAUGUAUCUGCUGUCCUGCAAUCUAAACAUCAAUGAUGUCUUCGGUGCUACGGCCAUUUUACCUCGCUUGAUAAGUGACAUAUUUACAGAAAGUGCAGAGCGCUACAUUACUUAUAUGGGGUGUGUCGUUCAAGCAUUUUUCUUUCAUCUUCACAUAGGCACUUAUCUCUCAGUACUGAUGAUAGGCCUCUCUGUCCGUUUGUCUCGCUGCAGGAGAAUGGUAUCAAAUCCAUUCUGUGACAAUGCCUCUUUAUUCAAGCUUUCUUGUGAAAGUGUCUUGAUCAAUAAUAUUUACGGCCUUGGGUACACUGUUGUCAUACUGGGUUCAUCCAUUGGCAGCACAAUACUCACCUACCUAAAGAUCACCAUAGCAUGCUUGACCAGUAAGAACAGGGCAUUAAACAGCAAAGCCUUACAGACCUGCUCCACACACCUCACUCUAUACCUCAUCAUGAUAUUGUCAGGUCUCAGUUCAGUCGCUCUGCACCGUUUUCCUGAGUUAUCGGAGCAGAGAAAAUGGGCCUCCAUUGUGACCAUGUUGGUCCCUCCUGCUCUUAACGCUGUGAUCUAUGGGCUGCAAAUAAAACUGAUAAGGCAGAAGAUUGUUACCUUAUUUAAUAAAAAUACAGUUGCUUAG
Messenger RNA from Gadus macrocephalus (Pacific cod), 807 nucleotides. Its product is annotated as olfactory receptor 5AR1-like. Gene Ontology annotation, molecular function: olfactory receptor activity. The coding region runs from base 1 to 807 and encodes 268 amino acids. The record is from RefSeq and is a predicted model, not a curated record. Lineage: Eukaryota; Metazoa; Chordata; Actinopteri; Gadiformes; Gadidae. The transcript is spliced from 3 exons. Gene Ontology annotation, cellular component: membrane. Gene Ontology annotation, biological process: G protein-coupled receptor signaling pathway.